Molecule: messenger RNA, 1557 nt
Organism: Orycteropus afer afer
Lineage: Eukaryota; Metazoa; Chordata; Mammalia; Tubulidentata; Orycteropodidae
Gene: LRRC27
Product: leucine rich repeat containing 27
Molecular function (GO): protein binding
Source: RefSeq, a predicted model, not a curated record
AUGGAGGGGAGCCGCACUCACCAAGUUCCCCACGGGGCUGCUGAGGGUCCUGAGGAUGAUGCUGGGAGAGGGAGGCCCGAGCCUGCCCCCACCUCCUGGGACGGGCACGAGGAUACCUCCGAGAGGGUGUCUCUCUCUUCCUUGCCAGCGUUAGACUUGAGUGAGAGUGGCCUGCAGCACCUGGGAGAGGUCCUCAGAGUGCCCAUGCUGAAACAACUGUAUCUUCAGAGGAACUCCCUCUGCACGGUUCCUAAAGACUUCUUCCAGCUGCUGCCGAACCUGACGUGGCUAGACCUCCGCUUCAAUAGGAUUAAAGCUCUUCCCUCGGGGAUCGGGUCACACAAGCAUUUGAAAACUUUGCUUUUAGAAAGAAAUCCUAUCAAAAUGUUACCUGUGGAGCUGGGGAAUGUAAGUUCACUGAAAGCCCUGAACUUAAGACAUUGCCCUCUGGAAUUCCCUCCUCAACUCAUUGUGCAGAAAGGAUUGGUAGCUAUUCUGUCCUUCCUGCGCAUCUGUGCAGUAGAGAACUCCUUCCCCAGAGAUUUUACUUCUAAAGGUUUCCAGCCUGUGCAGGAGCUCUCCACAGUUAGAAUGGUACAUGGGCCUCCACAGUCCCAUGAAGGGCAUGUGUCUGACAAGGAAACCGUCAGUCCCCACGAGCCAAGGGUGACGCUCUUCAAAGAAAAGGCCAAGUUCUUCCCACCUGUUGAAAAGCUGGACUUGAGUGAACUGAGAAAGUCCAGUGACUCUCCAGAAGACUGGCCGAGUGAGGAAGAAAUCCGACGCUUCUGGAAACUGAGGCAGGAGAUUGUGGAACAUGAGAAGGCCGAGGUCCUGGCCACGCAGCUACUGCCCAGGGCGCUACCGCCCAACCUCCAGGCUGUACUGCAGUCCAAGAGGAAGGAACACCCUCCCUGCAGGCACACUUUCAGAAGGAAGACUUCCUCCUUCCCAACCACCCUGCCUGACCUCUCAUCAUCGUUUGGAAUCGGAAUCCGAGGAAAACGGGCUGAGGAGAGUCGCGUGGCGGCCCUCCGAGAGCUCCGGGAGAAGCAGGCCCUGCUGGAACAGCGGAGGAGAGACAGGCAGAUACUGGAGAAGUGGAGGGAGCAGGCCUUGGAGAUGCAGAGGAAGAAGGGUGCCUUCAGCAGAACCUUGCCUCCCAGGAGGACUCUGGUAGCAUCAAAGAUUCCCUUUGCCACGGAUCUCGAUGAUGAUGAGAAAACACCAGUGAGACCUGGAAACAGGAGACACAGCAAAGAGAAGCCGUCACGAGCAAAUAAAGCUCUGAGGGUCUCCCAGGAAGGGCAGCUGGAGGAGGCGGUCAAGCGGCAUGUGCAGCAGAUCCACGAGAGAAGGAGGCGCCUUGGAGGGGCAGCCCCGUUGGAGGAGCUGCAGGCGGCCAUGCAGGACCUGGAGGUGGCCAGAAAGCUCCAGGAUGAAGUAACAGCACUCAGAGCAGGGCUGAACCUGAGCAAAGACCACCAGUCUGCAGCUCUUGCUGCAAACCUUCCUCUUCACUCCCCCACAUCACAGCCUCAGAAUAGAUUUUUUUAA